AUGGACAUAGGCGUAGAAGAUUUUAUUGAAACAAUGGAAAAUUGUUUAUCAGAAAGUAUUUCUGAUAUUAAAAUUGUUGAUUUCAAUUCCAUUCCUACUGACACUGUAUCGGAAAAGAUUAUUACAAUUAAAAAUGUUACAAAUGACAAUUUAACUUAUAGAGUAUCUUUGCUUCAUGUUUUAAAUAACAUAGACCAAGUAUUUAAGUUGUCAGUUCCUCCCGAUCCAAUAAAAUCAUUUGAUUCGGUUGAGGUUAGAAUAAUUUUCAAGCCUAAAGUACCAGGACAAUCUUACACAGAGCACUAUCUCAUAGAUGAUACGGCUGGCAAUGCAUAUAGAUUAACUGUCAAGGGCAAAUGUUAUGGUCCAGAAGUGACGAUUAAUAAAAGAAAACUUGAAUAUAGAAUAUGUAGAGGAGUAUCCGAAAACAGAAAGGAACUUAUAAAAAUCGUAAACAAAUCCUCCCUCGACGCUACUUAUCAAUGGUUGUUACCUGUUGGAGGGCAAGGAUUUUUUCAAAUUUCAACUGGUAAUUGCGGUGUUAUUCGUGCAUUUGAAGUUAUUACCACUGCAAUUAUAUUCACGGGUUCAGCUCUAGGAGUGUACACAGCUGAACUUGUAUUUUUGGUCUUGAAUCAGGAGCCGUUAUUUUUAAAUAUAAUAGCCUCAGUUGUAUUAUCUGGUAACCCACUAUACGGAAUACAAGAACAUGUAUUCGAAAAAAGACGUAAAAGCCGAUCAGUACAUUUAAUGGAAAAUAGUUUAAACUUUUUGAGUUACAUACCGUCGGCGAGUGUUUUUGAAAAAUAUCUUGAUUUUGGAACCGGAAGCGUUAGCGACGUUACUUUAAAUAUAUCACAGACGCUAUGUGUUACCAAUCAUGAAACGGAAGAGGGUUGCAUACAAUGGAUUCCAGAUCCAGAUAACGUAUUUUUGAUCGAUCCGAUUGCGUCAAUCAUUCCAUCUAAUGAAUCAAGACUGUUUACAAUACGUUUCAGGCCAAAAAUCCACAACGAAGCCUAUGGUUAUCUGCUGUGUGGUGAUUUUCAAUAUAAAAUAUACGAUGGAGAUCAGUUACAAAAUGUUAAAAUGAAGCAUAAAUGGGUUAGAAUUCCAUGCAUUGGUAACACAUGGCCGCCAUGUACCGAGUGGAAUACUGAAUGGGACUGUCCCAUAGAGGUUGUUAUGCCCCCAACUGUACCGACAAGAACGACGUUUGCAAACUUUUUACUUUCAAAUAAACUCGGAAUACCUUUGAACUAUAAGUUGGAGGCUCCUGAAAAUACGAAUUUUGUUGCCUUGCCGAUGUGCGGAAUCGUACCGGGGCGUGGAUGGCAAAUAAUAACAGUUGCUCUAGAACCGAAGUCGUUUGGAGAAUAUUGUGAAAACUGGGAUCUUAUCAUUAACAAAAUACAUAACGCUCGUAUAAGCUUCAUAGGUAAUGCCGAAGUCAGCCAUAUUGAGAUGAUGUCUCACGGAUACAAUCCCGACGCUCACGCCAUGUACGAGUUCCCGCCAACUGUUACUGGAUGUACCAAUUAUUGUACCGCAUACCUUCACAACCUCACCAGAAUGGAUAUACACAUGAGAGUUCUUUCGAAUGCUUCCUGGUUGGGCGCGGACAAUUGCGGUUCCAUAGUAUUACCUCCUAAGGAAAUAUUUCACUAUCACUGGUGGUUCUUCCCGAGAGAGCCUGAUAAAGUUUACGAAACAACUAUCACGUGUUCCUGUAUUUGUUUGAUUAACGGAAAACCAGUUGGAGAACCUACGGAAAUGUUUAUACAUAUUAUGGGUUUCUCGGAACUACCAGAUCUAAGGGUUUUACCAAAGACAUACAAUUUUCAUGAUGUAGUGGUGGGGGAAAGUAACACUUUUACCGUGACUUUAUACAAUUAUGGUUCAUGUUUUUUUACAUCUAAAUUAUACCAUGUUAUUAACGGAAUGGGCGAUGACUACAGCCGAGAUAAGUUUGAAAUUGAGUCGAAUAUUAACAGCCUCAAACCUUCCAACCAUUGCGAAGUGAAACUUACAGUGAUCGCAGAUGGAGCAGGUUCAAGACAAAUAGAUAUUAAAUACACCGUGUUAUAUAGGACUGAAUUUGACGAAGUAGAAGAAAUACAGCCCAUACAGAAAACUAUAUGUAUUAUUUGGUAUGAUGGGAUAUACCCGACGAUGAAGGUCAAACGUACCAUAUCAGUGAAAUGUCCAGUGAUUUUGAGUAACCAUUGUGUUUGGAAUAUGGUUAACGUGGAAGAAUUGAAUAAAGCUUUAGAAGAUUGUCGUCCAAACAGACCAAUAAACGUUAAUAUUUACGCACCAGAGCUGUGUGCAAGACCUCAGGAUGUGGAAAUCGUAUUUGUUUUGGGUUGUGUGUAUUCAGUGAGCGUGCCAUUCAAUUUGAGGCGAGAGAAAAUAUGUGACUGUGAGAUGGUUGAAGUUCAAGUAGGCAUAUCGACGUAUGAAAUGCGUCACACUUGCAUACAUAGACCUCUAGUUGAAAUAUCGCCACUGAAUGGAAUUGUUACGCCGGAUAAUCCAAUACUUUUGAACAUUCGAUUCAAAUAUACAUAUGAAGGAAAUAACACGCUUUGUUUUGUUAUGACGAUGCCCAAUCGGAGGACUCUGAACUUAUUCUUUCAUAUAUAUACACAUGUGAAUUCAAAGGGCAUUCUCACUGCUCUACGAAAGCCUGCCAACGACAGCGAUUAUUUGACAGUAUUAGAUUGUGGCAGAGUUCCUAUUAAUAAUUUGGAUCCAGUUAUACGGAUCAUGUGGUUUUACAAUCCAACCGAAGUGUUUACAACAUGGCGUCUAUUAAGAGGUAACACCGUGACAUCCACAACUGUUAUCCGUUGCCUUCAAUACUUCGCUGAAGUGCCACCGAUGGACAAACUGGCAAUACCAUUCGCUUUUAUGCCCAAAGAAAUGGUUGACUAUGAGGUUGUAUUCUAUUGCUCCUUUGGAUACGACAUCGUAAAGAUUCUGAUCAAAGGCCAAGGGGGUCUUCCCAAUUGCCUUGAGACUCGACUCGAUAUACCUGUGUAUGUUGAAAGAAUUAUAAGAUCUGCUUACAGACAGAACGUUGUUUAUUUAUCAAAAGAACACAUCACGCUGCCAAUAAUGACAACCCAUUCGUUGUUGAGAGAUAUAUUAGCUGUUGUUAAUGACACGGAGAAUGUUAUACGUUUUAUUUGGCUACCGGAAAGAAUGGCGAAUAUUGUGAACAUAGUGAUGACGCCAUGGUGGGGUGUCAUUCAGCCAAAGAGUACAGAGUGGAUCACAAUGACGGUCUACACUUUACAGGAACCUGCAACAUUCACAACAACUGUCACGUGUGAGAUUUUGGAUCUAACUGAGCGAAGAAACUAUCAAAGGAACCAAAUGUUGAGGAGAAAUAAGCUGGAGAAGUGUGCUCAAGAAUUUAUAAUCACUGAACAAGGCACUUUUCAUCCUGGAAUCAACGAUUGCCCUCCAUACGUUUUGGAUCUCAAGAAACCACAGCCUUGGUAUUUGGCUAUGACCGUGUCGGUUUCAUCAAAAGGACAACGCGAUGGUUUCCCCCGGAUGUCGCUAAGAAAAAUGUGGGAACAGACCCCGCCAUAUGAUUUGCUUUCAUCAGACCUAAACAGUUACAGCUGCAAUCAGCAAGUUAGCGUUGGUAAUAACAUCACAUCCGCGGAUGUCGUGAAAAUUAUAGACGGCAUGUUGUGGGACGCCUUACAGAGCAAGAUGUUUAGAACCCACAUUGAGUAUUAUUCAAAGGAGAAUAUACCGACUCACGAUCAAUUGGUCAAAGUUAUUGAGAGCGAUUCAAAACCGAAGUUGAGUAGACGGGUCUCAUCUGGUAUAUGCGACGCGAUCGUCAACAAGGCAGUCUUCCACAUUUACAAUCUGAACACCACGCAGCGCGUUAACAUACUAGAAGCUGAAUAA
Danaus chrysippus (African queen) is the source of this 3933-nucleotide messenger RNA. NCBI's taxonomy places the organism in Eukaryota, Metazoa, Arthropoda, Insecta, Lepidoptera, Nymphalidae. The record is from the annotation of a GenBank genome assembly.